This is a messenger RNA of Electrophorus electricus (electric eel), 2997 nucleotides long. It is a transcript of the gene foxo1b, whose product is annotated as forkhead box O1 b. Gene Ontology annotation, molecular function: RNA polymerase II cis-regulatory region sequence-specific DNA binding; DNA-binding transcription factor activity, RNA polymerase II-specific. The record is from RefSeq and is a predicted model, not a curated record. Gene Ontology annotation, cellular component: nucleus. Lineage: Eukaryota; Metazoa; Chordata; Actinopteri; Gymnotiformes; Gymnotidae. Gene Ontology annotation, biological process: regulation of transcription by RNA polymerase II.
UUAAACGCGAAUUUGAUUGGAGGUCUGGAGCUGUCAGUCAACGUGGGCGUGCACUCGGCGAACUGGAGUUAGUUUCAGAGACACUCGGGCUUCUGAGGCCGCGCUGCGACUCACUCGCUCCCCGAAACCCGCGGCACGGUACGACCUGCACAUCACUGAACUGUCCUUCACUCAUCUUUGCAUAGCAGGCUUUACCGUGGAGGCUGACGGGGAUUUAGCCAUGCGGCGCUGUUGUUAAGGGCUAGAACAAACUCUCUCGAAAACAGUGCAAGUCGUUGCUUUUUUGUUUUGUUUUUGUUUUUGUUUUUACUGAACUGGGGUCAGUGUUUACCGCUGACCCGCUUAGUCGCUUUUGGUUUUGUUAUGGCCGAGCCGUCGCAGCCACAGCUGGUUGACAUCGACCCAGAUUUCGAGCCUCUCUCCCGGCCCCGCUCAUGCACCUGGCCGCUUCCACGACCGGAGUUCAGCGAGCCGGGCGGCUCGAACACGUCGUCCCCGGCGCCUUCCGUCAAACAGGAGGCAGGGAGUGCGGACUUCGUCGGCGGUUUAAGUCUGCUGGCGGAGACGGAGGAUUACGCGGAGGACAAACCGCUCGUCCUGUGCGGUGAUUUUCACUGUACGGAAAACGGCACGCACCCGCGGCAGCAGCGACAGCGCGCGUCGCUCCAACCCGCUCAGCAGCACCCGAGCGCCCCGUUAGCGCACCAGCAACAGGCGGCGUCGCUCCCCUCCGCCGCGGCCGGACACGGCGCCGCCGCGCAGAGGAAGAGCAGCUCGUCCCGCAGGAACGCGUGGGGGAACAUGUCAUACGCCGACCUCAUCACCAAGGCGAUCGAGAGCUCCCCGGAGAAGCGCCUCACCCUGUCUCAGAUCUAUGAGUGGAUGGUGAAGAGCGUGCCUUACUUCAAGGAUAAAGGAGAUAGCAACAGCUCUGCAGGAUGGAAGAACUCGAUCAGGCACAACCUGUCUCUGCACAGCCGUUUCGUGCGCGUGCAGAACGAGGGCACGGGGAAGAGCUCCUGGUGGAUGCUGAACCCCGAGGGCGGGCGGAGCGGCAAGUCCCCCCGCCGCCGCGCUGCCUCCAUGGACAACACCGGCAAGUUUGCGAAGAGCCGCGGCCGUGCUGCCAAGAAAAAGGUGUGUCUGCAGGGUGGGUUGGACGCUGGAUCUACCAGCCCGGGCUCCCAGUACUCUAAGUGGCUCGGCAGCCCAAACUCCCACAGCAACGAUGACUUUGAGGCCUGGACCACGUUCCGGACCCGCGCCAGCUCGGACGCCAGCACGCUUAGCGGACGCCGCUCACCCUACCUGCCCGAGGAGGACCUGGCCGAGGGCGGGGAAAUCCACAUGGGCUACCCGGGGACGCCUGCCGCCAAGCUGGGCGCCACCCUGCCCAGCCUGUCAGAGGUGGCCAGCUCUCUGGGUCACCACGGACCCAAACACACCAUGAUGGAGAACCUGCUGGACAACCUGAACCUGCUGUCACCUAAGAGCAACACGCAGGCUGGCCAGGAGGGCCACACGGCUCAGGCCUCGCCGCUGGUGCACGGCAGCUCCCCCUAUGCCCCCUACAGCUCGCCCGGGCUGGGACCCCCCUCUCACACCAAGCAGGACUUCCAUAAGUGGCAGGGAGGGAUAGGUGGCUUGAGCCCCAUGGCCAUGCAGACUCUGUCAGACAGUAAGCCCGGAGGCUAUGGGUCCUUCCUGGGGCAGUAUAACUGCCCCACCGGCCUCCUCAAGGAGCUCCUCACGUCUGAUUCUGAGCCACGGGGGGACAUCUUGCCCCACCUGGAGUCAGUGGGGCCACAGGCCGAGGCGAGAGCACUGCCCACAUAUAAUGCACAGGGGCAGUUAGGGCAAGCGGGAAAAGGGAUUGCCCAUCACACACACGGUCACCCCCACUCGCACGGUCACCCACACACACACCCCCGGCCGCUGCACCCUCAGCUACCAUCCACGACGAUAGGCAUGAACGGCUGUGCCCUCUUGCCCCUGGGGCAUCCUGGUAACCAUGGCAACAUAAAGCUGUACCCUCACCAGUCCCAAGGACAAGUAGCUCACCUGGGAGGAGGAGCCAUGGCUACAGUACAACCUAAUUACUGCAGCAUCAAUGGCAACGGCUUCCAUAGACACCCUCCAGUCUCCCACCAUCACCAUCACAGCCCUCUGGAAAGGUUGCCUAGUGACCUAGAUGACAUGUCAAUUGAACGACUGGAGUGUGACAUGGAGACAGUGCUCCAUGAUACGUUAAUGGACGGUGAUGCACUGGACUUCAACUUUGACCCCAUGGCCAACCAACAGGGGUUCACACACGCAGGAGUCAAUCAGGGGGUCAAAACCUCCACACACAGCUGGGUGUCAGGAUAAACACAAACGCAUAUAUACAUACAGAGAUAUACAAACUGUGCUUUACACUGUGCAACGGAAGAGCAAAGCUACACCGUGAUGUACGAAGUUUUUUUUUUUUUUUUAAACGGCGCAUAUAGGGAACCCCGUUGCACAACUCCAGUGCGAGGUUUAUGGUAACAGCUGAUCCCUGUCUGGACAGCUGUGAUGUCACCAUCACCCUCCUGACAGGACGAUUCUCUCUGCAAGGCAGAUCCACUCAUCUCGAGUUAGAAAUGCCUAACUAAGGACCUUCUCCAUUCCUGCGCUCUCUUUUCAUCAUUCUGUCCUCCUCUCAUCUGUAGUUUCUCUCUCUUUCUCUCUCUCCUGAAUUUUCUCAUUAUUAAUACUCAAGGUGGGUUUUUCUAAGGUCAGCAACUCCUACCCAGAUGCACAUAUUAACCGUUCCAAAUAAACCUAAAACUUGCCUCCGGUCAGUUUGAAUAGGAUACGUGAUGACCAUGUUUUUAGUGUCAGAGCUGAGAUCUGGACUACCUGUCAUUACUGUAAACCUCUGAUGAGGUGGUGCCUCCAUCACAUUUAAUCUGAUUGAUUUGAUUUACAUAUACUGACAAAUAGACUGUUUUUUUAUUAUUAUAAUUAUUAUUAAUA